Molecule: messenger RNA, 1607 nt
Organism: Coffea arabica (coffee)
Lineage: Eukaryota; Viridiplantae; Streptophyta; Magnoliopsida; Gentianales; Rubiaceae
Source: RefSeq, a predicted model, not a curated record
AGCAAAGCUGAGAGAGUGAUUUGGACACCCAUUCAGCUCAAACAUAAUCGAGUGAGAGGAAAAGAAAACAUUUCUGGUUUCUCUUUGCCUCCAGUCUGCAACCGAGAGAGUGAGAGUGAGAGAGAGGCACUGGCUCGCUUCAUUUCUUCAGCUGGUAGCCUCAACACCGCGAGCCAAACGUGAGAAAAAAAGGGAGAGCUGGUGCAAGAGUUAGAGGGACGAAGCUAGGAGCAGGAAACCAAACGUGCGAUCUGCAUUUGUUUUCAAACGUUAGGAGGAAGGAACGAGUGUAUGCACCGAACACAUCGAGAAGUUGCACCUUUCGAUCCAGAAAUUGAGAGGGCACUUCGGAGACAAAGGAGGAAUACACCGCAUCAAGAGGAACAAGAGAUUUGGCAGCCGAUAGAAGAAAUCUUGAUAGAAUUACCAUUUGAGGAAGAAAUAGCGGAAAAUGAACCAAAUAGGCGAAUUCUACGAGAUUUUGCUUUACCGGAAACACAAGGUUCUCAAACUAGCAUCGCAAGGCCAAUGGUAAAUGCUAAUAAUUUUGAGAUUAAACCAUCACUGAUUCAAAUGGUACAACAAUCUCAGUAUGGAGGUAAUGCUACCGAAGAUCCAAAUUCUCACUUGUCAACAUUUCUUGAAAUCUGUGAUACAAUUAAGUUUAAUGGUGUUAGUGAUGAUGCAAUUAAACUUCGAUUGUUUCCAUUUUCACUAAAGGACAAGGCCAAGAUUUGGCUACAAUCUCAUCCUCCGAACACUUUUACUACUUGGGCUGAAUUAGCUAAGGCUUUUCUCAAUAAAUUCUUUCCACCUGAAAAAACUGCUAGACUAAGAAUGGAUAUAACUAGUUUCUCUCAACAGGAAGGAGAGACAUUGUACGAAGCUUGGGAGCAUUAUCGGGAAUUAGAACGAAGAUGUCCUCAUCAUGAUUUACUAGAUUGGCUAGUGGUCUGAACAUUUUACAAUGGUCUCACCUAUCCAACAAAGACGCAUGUAGAUGCGGCAGCGGGAGGAGCAUUGAUGGGAAAGACAGCCGAGGAAGCUCAACAAUUAAUUGAAGAAAUGGCUGCUAACAAUUACCAAUGGGCCAACGAACGAGGUAAUACGAGAAGAACCGCAGGUAUGCUUGAAGUAGAUACCUUGAAUAUGUUAAGUGCAAAAAUGAAUAAUGUGGUUAAGAUGAUUAAUAGGCAUGUUGGUUCUAUCUCUAAUCAAGGAGUAGUUAUUGCAUGUUGUACUACUUGGGGUGGAGAUCAUGAUAAUUCUAUGUGUUCUAGCAGCGAACAAGUUCAAUAUCUCAACAGUUACAACCGUCUACCCCAAAACAAUCCAUACUCUAAUACCUACAAUCCAAGAUGGCGUAAUCACUCGAAUUUUGGAUGGAAGGAUCAAGGGAACCAACAAAGACCAGUUAAUCCACCGGAUUUUCAACCGAAGCAACCACUUCCGGAGUCCAAACCAGCUUGGGAAUUGGCAAUUGAAAAGCUGGCAGAUGUAUCAAAUGAUAAAAUUGAAAAGUUAGCCAGUGCCACUACUCAACGGUUUGAAAGAAUUGAAGGAAGGAUGGAUCAACUCACCAAUAUGUAUCGAAAUGUUGAAGUCCA